AUGUCUUCCAACACUCAGCCGCUGGUGGAAGGUGGUCACCUACGAUAUCCAGACAGAUAUCCGUCCACAUUCAUCACCACGACACCCCCCAUCAUUCACGAGAACACGCGCAUUCUGGCUGUGACACACCCCAACAUUGCCAAAGCUGAUCCAAUACAUCAAGAUGGCUGGUUCCUUUCCGAUUUCUAUGCCUUCAACUAUAUGUUGAAAGGCCUCGGUUCAUCUCAGAAGUGGUUGACCGCAGCUGAUCCUGUGAAGCUUCUGGAGAAAUAUGGUCCAUUCCUUCAUGGGAAUCCUUACCAAGAUCGUAAGGUCGUGUUGAGUCAAGAAAUGCUCGAUCAAGAUCAACUAUCGCCUGUGACUUUGGUCAAAACCACGGACAUGAUACGUCGCUUCCUUGAAGAGGCUCGAAUCGAGUCGGAAAAGGCUAAAUACAAUAACUCCCCUCUGCUGCUCCUUGUUUUUUGUCAUGGCCUUGAAUCAUUCGAGAUGCUUCUGGACAAUGGCAAUAGGAGCAAGGGCUUGCGUCUUCAACAGCUCAAGGGGGUCCUUGAACCAGGAGUCCAAGUUUGCUUGAUGACAAAUGCCUGUUUUUCAGGAGGUUGGGCUAUCACACCAGACUUGAACCGCACAGCACUUACGGCAGCCAGCGAACUUUCGACAUCCAACGCUUGGCCACCGUCUCACAGUGUCGGCCGCGCAUGUGGCUCUAUUUUUGCCAGCACAGUGUUUGAGACGUUGUGUGGCGUUUCGAGUCCGCUGCUAUCAACAGAAGGAAGCCAGGAUAUGACACAAAGCAUGCAAGAUCUCGAGAUCUCAACAGAUGACCAUCUUCAACCGGAUGAACCGACCGACAUUCAAGUUGAGACAUACAAUGCCUUCUGUAACACAAUACUCGAUGUCUGUGGUAGUCGUGUCACCCGUCUAUGGAAGCAGCAGGAAUUCACUUUCAGUGCGCAAGAUGACCAGUGGGAGUAUUCUUGGACCAACAGAACCGGUGUACCUUUGAUUGCGUUUGAAAAAAGGUGGUCACAACUGCAGGUUAUCCCCUAUGUCGGCCCUGCAGAUACCAAGGCACUCAAGGAUCCUCAUCCAGGAAACCCUUUCUUCUCCGGAGAGACACACUCAUCAAAAACUGGAGGUGUGGCUCAUGAACAAGAAACUCUGGAAGACAUGACGGCAUGCAUCUACCGAGGUCGCGUGAAAGAGAUGGCGCGCAUCUUUCUCAACACUUGUCCAGGAGAUUGGACACAAGCGCAAAACGUCCCACUUGCAUCGUUGUUGCGACACUGGGUGGGAGAUCAAGAGAAAUGUGCCGAAGAGACAUGUGCCGAAAGAGGGUUCGAAGUCAUCAACACGAUUCAGUUUCGUUGGGAGUUCGCUCUCCUCGCAGACCACAUUAUCGCGACAUACAACCUUCCGACGCCGAGCAAUGAGAUUUGCAUCACAUGGGACGAGGAAAAAUGGAACGACACAAUGAGUAGCAAAGUACCGAAACACAAGGAAAAGUUUCGGGAAAUUUGGUUCGCUCUCGUCGCCGGUGGCUUUCUGCUCAUUCCGAGCGAGUCUCAAGGUCCACGUUUCUACCGACCCAUGCGUUAUGUUACGGCAGCUUUGGCUGAGCUUGGAGGAGAUUGGGGUCAUACAAAGACCAAGGUGGACCAGAUCUUGAACUUCAUGGAGAAGACGAAGCAAUUCAACCGAGACCGCAUCUGCCAAGACCAUAGAGUACGAGAGCGCGGCCGUGACUGGUUCAAAUCAAUCGGAAGACGCAUCAGAAGAUCUCUGUCUCCGACCAAAAAAGAUCGCCGAUCUAGCAUAUCAGCGCUCAGUCGAUCAGGAAGUCAACGUAGUUCGCGGUAA
Neoarthrinium moseri is the source of this 1863-nucleotide messenger RNA. RefSeq lists its product as uncharacterized. The record is from RefSeq and is a predicted model, not a curated record. NCBI's taxonomy places the organism in Eukaryota, Fungi, Ascomycota, Sordariomycetes, Amphisphaeriales, Apiosporaceae. The coding region runs from base 1 to 1863 and encodes 620 amino acids. The transcript is spliced from 2 exons.